Melanotaenia boesemani (Boeseman's rainbowfish) is the source of this 4186-nucleotide messenger RNA. RefSeq names its product peroxisomal biogenesis factor 1 (gene pex1). Gene Ontology annotation, biological process: protein import into peroxisome matrix. Gene Ontology annotation, cellular component: peroxisome; peroxisomal membrane; cytosol. The coding region runs from base 86 to 3850 and encodes 1254 amino acids. The record is from RefSeq and is a predicted model, not a curated record. The transcript is spliced from 24 exons. NCBI's taxonomy places the organism in Eukaryota, Metazoa, Chordata, Actinopteri, Atheriniformes, Melanotaeniidae. Gene Ontology annotation, molecular function: ATP binding; ATP hydrolysis activity.
AGAACAUCAAUCGGUUUGUGUACUUUUAGCGUUAACGCAGCAGCUUGUCUGACAUUAUUGGGGCUAAAAUGGAAGUGUGAAAAUUAUGUUCAAUAAUCAAGGCAUACAGCCAGUUAGUGUUGUUUUUAACAACACGAAAAACUGCUUUCUUCACCUCCCAUCGAAGUUGAUAUUGUAUCUUUCCUUGAACGAGAACCAGGCUUUGGAGCUGUCCUGGGGCAAUGGGCCUCCUGUGUUCCUCAGCUGGACUCAAAGCAAAACUACCUCCAGCCCGGAGAACCACAAGGUGGAAUUGUGUCGGCAGCUGGGAGAGAAGCUGGGCUUAAAAGAUGGAGAGCAGGGCUUUCUACGACCAUGUCAUCAAGUCUCAUCAUUGAACCAGGUGUUUGUGGAGCCCCUAUCAUCUGAUGACUGGGAAAUCUUGGAGCUUCACAGUUCUGCACUGGAGCAGCAACUACUGGAUCAGAUCAGAGUGGUUUUCCAAGAUGCCGUAUUUCCUGUUUGGGUGGACAAUCAUACAGUUAUCUACAUUAGAAUAGCUUCACUCUCUCCGUGUGUGCCCUAUGGUCGUCUGGAGCAGUUCACAGAACUUGUAGUGUCUCCGAAGAUUCGUGCUGAAACUGGCAAUCUCAGUGAUUUUCCUGUGAGAUCCAGCCAGAAUCAGCAGUUUCACACACAGCACAAUUUGAAUUACUCCUCCCCUUCCGGACCAUCAUCAGAUAGCGCCGCUUGCAUCCCUCCCAGCCGCAGGUGGGGUGGCAUCGUUGAUCUAAAGAGCUUAUUUCAUCAUAUGAUAAAGGGAAGCUGUGACGCAGUUAGAGAGCAACCACCAGUACCCGAUGUUCCUGCCCUCUUCCCUGAUUCUAUCUUCAGAGUGUGCAGUGUGCCUCCUGACUCUCUCUGCACCAUAAGCCAUGUUGCUACUGGUGUUAUUCACAUAUUUCCUUGGAGUCCCUGUUUGAAUGCCACACUAAGUGGAGUUCAGUCUCCAGUGACAUAUGGCCUUCUUUCCAAAGUUCUAUCCCCUAAAGAAGCCAGAGACAGAAAUAAGCAGGCCAUGGAGAAAAAGAAGGCUGUAGGAGUUGGCAAAGAUGAUGCUCCUGAUAAAGAAGGAGGAGAAGUGAAGAAAGAGGAAUCCAUAGUGGUCAAAGCAGUAUGCCAUGGCACUGAGAUGCUGGUUGGCAAGAAUUUUCAAAGAAAGGGACAGAUCCAUAGUGGAAAAGUGUGGAUCCCACAGCCUCUCACCAGCAAGUUGAAUAUCCAGCCAUAUUCAACAGUAAGAAUUAAACCUGUGAAAACAACCAUCAAAGUAGCUUUAAAUAUUCGCCUGCAACCUUUAAAACCUCUGCCUGAGGAGAAUGAUGAAGAGGUCCAGACAGCUUUCCUUGGUUGGCUGCACACACAGAGUCACCAGCCUUUAGCCUGUUUGACUGAACGUUCUGGCACCAUCCUCUUACAUGGAAAUGAUACGAAGUUGGAGUUUGCUUUAACUGUGCUGAAACCAGAACCACAGAACGAUCCUCCAGACCAGUUGUUCCUGCUAGCACCCACUGUUCUCCAGAAUGAAGACAUACAGGUAGACAGACAGCCGGUAGAAGUGCCUGCUGUGAAAACUGUAGCUGGAACGCCUGAACCACAGCUUCCCUCCCUCAGUAUUCUUGGCGGGAUUGAUGAUCUCAGUCGCAAUGGAUUUGAGUUUAUCACCCACAGCCUUCUGGGUACUCCUCUCUCAAGAGAGCUUGGCAUCACUGGAUGGGGACUACAAGGAGGAGCAUUACUCAUAACUGGUGCCAAGGGAAGUGGGAAGAGCACUUUGUCCCGAGCUCUCUGCAGGAAAGCCAGAGAGGAGCUGGAUGCACAUGUGGAGGUGGUGGACUGCAAAAAGCUACAAGGCAAAAGGGCAGAAACAGUGAGACAGAUCCUACAGGAUGUUUUUGAACAGGCUCAGUGGAGGCAGCCCUCUGUAGUUCUACUCGAUGACCUGGAUCAUUUGACACAUACACCAACCUCACCUGAACAUGAACAUGGGCCUGAGGCACUGCUGCAGCAGCAUAUUGCACAAAGUCUGAAAGAUGUGGUGGAUGAACUGGUGGCUCACUCCAGCAUGGUGUGUGUGAUCAUCACCAGCCAGAGUGAGCACUCCCUACACCCUUCUCUGACAGAGGUGCAGGGCUCCCACUUCAUCCAGGGAUUUGUAAACAUCCAGCCACCAGACCAGGCCCAAAGAGCUGAGAUCCUGUGUCAUCUGAUCCAAAGGAAGUUCUUCUUAUCUGAAGAGUCCUUGCACACUCUUAAUCUCGGGGCUGUUGCCAAGGAGACAGAGGGAUACACAGCCCAAGAUCUUGCUGUGCUUUUGGAGCGUGCUACCCAUGCUAACAGAAUGCACACAGGACACAGUGACCAUGGUGUGUGUCUGUCAUGGAGAGACUUUGCACAGGCUCUGAAGGGAUUCACACCUCCCUCAUUGUGGGGUGUAGACCUUCACACACCAAGUGGAGUUGGACUGGAGAGGGUAGGAGGGCUAAGAGAGGUGCGGCAGCAGCUAAUGGACACCAUACUGCUCCCUGCUAAGUAUGCUGUCCUCUUCUCCAAUCUCCCUAUCCGGCAUCGCUCUGGAAUUCUGCUAUAUGGAGCUCCUGGUACAGGGAAGACACUGCUGGCCAGCGCUAUAGCCAAAGACAGUGGUAUGAAUUUCAUAAGCAUAAAGGGACCUGAACUUCUGAGUAAGUACAUUGGAGCCAGUGAACAAGGAGUCCGUGAUGUCUUCCAGAGGGCACAAGCUGCCAAACCAUGCAUCCUGUUCUUUGAUGAGUUUGACUCUCUGGCCCCAAGGAGGGGCCACGACAGCACAGGUGUAACCGACCGUGUGGUCAACCAGCUCCUAACCCAGCUGGAUGGGGUGGAGGGCCUACAAGGUGUAUAUGUGCUUGCAGCCACUAGCCGUCCGGAUCUAAUUGACCCAGCUUUGUUGAGACCUGGAAGACUCGACAAGUCCCUCUACUGCCCCCCUCCUGACAUGGAGGCUCGUGUAGAGAUUUUGAAGGCUCUGAGUGCCGGCAUCUCCCUGGCUCCUGAUGUUGACCUAGAACAGCUGGGAGCAGUGACAGAGCAGUUCACUGGUGCAGACUUGAAAGCCUUACUCUACAAUGCACAACUGGAAGCUGUUCACAACAGCUCAGUCACAGACACACCACAUGAGCUGACCUCUGGUUCAGAUAGCGACAUAAGCCUAUCGUCCAUGAUCUUCCCACACAACAGCAGUGGCUCAGAUGAUUCUGUUGGAGAGGGAGACCAAAAUGCAGGACUGGACCAAUCCAUGGUUCUUCUAGAGUCAAGUGAGCUUCAAGCAGAGGAUGAACAAUCCCAUGGCAAUGUCUGGAGACUGUACUUUGGAAGUUCUUACGAGUCAGAGGUGGGAUACUCACCGAUUUCAAUACUGAACUCGCAGUGCAUCUCUGGGCCAACCUCAAAAACACACAACUUAACCGGUGGAUCAGUCCGUGAGCCAGUCAGCAGUCUCCCUCCUGCUUACAUGUCCUCCAUCCAGACUGGAUAUGAAGAACUUGGCCAGGAGCAGCUGGAGCGCCUUCAGCAAGACAUUAAUAAUAUAAAGAACAGCUGCAGGAGAACCAAUGAAGAGUGUGUCUGGUCUCAUUCAGCCUCCAGCCAACCAAGCCUGCUUCUUUCUCUGGCUCAUUUAAACGCUGCUAUGGCUGUGACCAGACCAUCCCUCAGCCAGGCUGACUGGAGCAGAUACACAAAACUGUAUGAAGACUUCUGGGGUUCAGGAAAAAGAAAAUCUCAUCCCUCUGUCACAUUUGAACCAGGAAAACGUGUGACUUUAGCCUGACUGCACACAUUAAUCUGACACACUUGAUUCAUUACUUACCAGUUAAUACAAUGUUUGUAUAAUUUGUUCCUACUGAUUUCAUGAUAAGUAAUUUAACUGCUUGGCAUGUAAUUACUGUACAUAUAUACAAAGCCAGAUUAUAAAUAGUAUAAUUCUCAAAUGUAAAUUAUUUGAAAUAUUUUCUGUUUACACCCACUGAAUGAAAACAGUAAAUGGUUCCUAAUGAAUGAUUCAAAGUUACUGAAUCUUGCUGUUUAAAAUGGUUGCUUUUUUGAAAAUCCAGAAGUACUUUUAAAUAGAUUUUAAACAAUCACUUAAUAAAUAAAUAAAGGCUCU